Molecule: messenger RNA, 207 nt
Organism: Saxophila tyrrhenica
Lineage: Eukaryota; Fungi; Ascomycota; Dothideomycetes; Mycosphaerellales; Extremaceae
Exons: 2
Coding region: 1-207 (68 amino acids)
Source: RefSeq, a predicted model, not a curated record
AUGCCUGGUGCUUUCGGCAAAUUCGUGGAUUCCAUAUUGACCUCAAAGUACAACAAGCCUUUUCCGGUCACCCUGAUCCCGUCUGCAAUCGGCUACUACCUGGGAAUGAAGCAGGGCGAGCGGCAAGCCCAGGUGCUGAACGAGAUCCGAGCGCUUGGCAAAGGCGACAUCAAGGCGGUAGAGCAUAUCGCAGACCAUCCGUCGUAG